Thunnus maccoyii (southern bluefin tuna) is the source of this 2690-nucleotide messenger RNA. RefSeq names its product sestrin 2 (gene sesn2). Gene Ontology annotation, biological process: negative regulation of TORC1 signaling; positive regulation of macroautophagy; cellular response to L-leucine. The transcript has 11 exons. Gene Ontology annotation, cellular component: nucleus. The record is from RefSeq and is a predicted model, not a curated record. Bases 499 to 2169 code for a protein of 556 amino acids. Gene Ontology annotation, molecular function: oxidoreductase activity, acting on peroxide as acceptor; L-leucine binding. NCBI's taxonomy places the organism in Eukaryota, Metazoa, Chordata, Actinopteri, Scombriformes, Scombridae.
CACCUGAGAGAAAAAAAAAAAGCUGCUCAGCUCGGAACAGCUGAACGAAACCGGCGAGUGAACUGUGAAGCUGACAAAAGGCGUUUUUCCGUUUCAUACAAGCAGAUUUUAAACUUAAAAUAGAUUGUGCGCAAGUCUGAGAGUCCAGUCUCAAUACUCAUUAUUUGUUUGCAGUUUUUUUUUAUUAUCGAAUCACCGUCAAAUGCGUUGUUAAACAGUUUGCAGCAUCUGCUAGCAGCAGCUAGGCUAACAGGUAGCCAGGUAUGAAAAGGGGAAUACCUGAUAGCUUUGAAGGUUGUCCGUCGGCGUUAAUGAUUUGUGGAGCUGAUGAUUGCGCAGUUAUCUAAGCUAAAGACAGGCAGCGGACAUCUCAAGUGUUUGGCAGUUAAGGAAACUAACGUUUAGGUGUAGCUAGCGGUCAGUUAAUACUUCAGCUAACUAGCGGCGGUGAACUCAUAUCCGAGGUGCGUUAAAGGUGCUCCGGUAACAGGACAAGAGAUGGCCAGUGGUCCCACUGCAGGCUUCACUUGCCGGGCAAAUGGAGAGAAAUCACCGGGGCGAGUGUCCGCUUCUGGCCGCUCACGUCGCCACCUGUCCGAGUCAGAGAGUGACGGUGGCCCGGCCCUGAGAAGCUUAGCGCGGCUGUGCAGCAGGGACGAAGAGGAGCGGGCAGCGGCUCUGGAGGAGCUGAGCCAGGGGGUCCUGGUGGGCUUGGAUCUGGACCGGCCCGGUUCGACACGGCUGAGCAAACAAACGCUUCUGCAUCUGCUCCGGCUCUCCAGGUCGUGUCCACUGCAGGAGGUGCGGGGGAGAGCCACGGAGCUGCUGCGGACUGCACAGGAACAAGGAGUUGAAGUACCGCGAGCUCUGGCCUCAGGCCCAAGUGCCUUUAUCCCCGCAAAACAGAUGUUGAAAGAAGGAACGGACCAGGACAUCCUGAUUGAAUCUUUUCUUUCAUUGGGUCGUGUGGACCACAUCACCAUGGUGAUGGCGCUGCACCCUGCUUACCUCAGCUGCUUCCUGAGGACCCAGCAUGCAUUGUUGGAGCUGGACGGCCCUUUGCCCCACCACUGGAGACAUUAUAUCGCUGCCAUGGCUGCAGCUCGACACCACUGCUCCUACCUGGUGCAGCAUCACAGCGCAGGUUUCCUGGACGCUGGCGGGGAGGAGAGUUGGCUGAACGGCCUGGAGCAUGCUCCCACCAAACUCCGCAGCCUGCAAACACUCAACAAGCUGCUGGCGCACAGACCCUGGCUCAUCACACAGCAGCACAUCCAGGAACUAGUGUGUCCUGGAGCAGAGCCUCGCUGGUCAUUGGCUGAACUUAUUCACGCUGUGGUCCUGAUGGCACAUGCUCACUCUCUCUGCUCGUUCGUCUGGGGCUGCGGCUUAAAUCCUGAACCUGACCACGUCGGAGGUCAUACCUUCCAGCCUCCUUCACCCAGUCACUUCCCUCACAGCCCGCACAGUCCCGCUCAUGAGGAUGGCAGACAAGAGUUGGUUGACGGUGCAAUGGAGGUGGAGGUGUUGAUGCAGAGGAUGGUGGCGCUGCAGCAGCAGGAGGAGGAGUGCACACAGGAAGAGAUGGUCACUCGCUUUGAGAGGGAGAGGAGUGAGAGCAUACCAACAGCGGUGGUGCGGGGCGCUCCACCUGACCUGGUGUUGUGUCUGGUGGAGGAUCCGGAGUUCACAUACGAGGACUUUGCCCCCAGAGGAGAGCAGUCACCAACCACCAUGAGAGCCCAGGACUAUUCAUGGGAGGACCACGGCUACUCUCUGGUCAACAGAUUACUGCCAGACAUGGGCCAGCUCCUGGAUGAGAAAUUCCAGGUUGUGAGCAACCUAACCUACCACAGGAUGGCCAUGCAUGAAGGUGUGGACACUCACACGCUGAGAAAAGCCCUGUGGAACUACAUCCACUGCCUCUACGGGAUACGAUAUGACGAUUACGACUACGCAAGUGUGAACGUGUUGCUGGAGCGGUCUUUGAAGGUGUUUGUUAAAACCAUGGCCUGUCACCCUGAGCAGACCACAGGACACAUAUACCACACCUUCUGGAGACACUUCAGACACUCUGAAAAGGUUCAUGCAAACCUAAUAGUGAUGGAAGCCCGGCUACAAGCAGCCCUUCUGUACACCUUACGAGCCAUCACACACUAUAUGAGAUGACACAUUCGCACAGUCACGUGUUUUUGCAGAUGCUGAGCCAGCUGUGUUGCACCACAGCCCCAAUGCAUAUCACAACAUGGAUAGACAAUCUUUCACACACACACACACACACACACACACACACACACACAGACAAACACUACAGUGAAUGCUUGUAUAUGCAUAUCUUAUGUUUCAGUGUUAAUGUUUUGAUGCUGCUUUUUGCGACAGGGAUAUUUAAAGUUUAUUACUUAUUUUGCACUGAAAUUUGUCCGGUUUUGUUUCCCCACUUGAGCCUCAACUGUUUUUUUUUCUGAAUAUCUUGCACACGUUUCUGUCACUCAAAAGCAUAUAUACGUGCUACAUGCUAGUUAUACAAGCGGAAUAAGGCACAGCAUUACUAAAUCAUCAUGAUUCAAGUGUUUCUUUUGCAGAAUUGUUCUUGUUUAUUUGACAUGGCUCAUCAGGCCAACAUCUAUCAACCAGACGAUGACAUGACUACUCGCACUUCAGUUCUCUCGGUCUGCAGCACACAGAGGCUG